CAAGAAUGCACACAGCCUUUCUGAGAUGAUAACACAAUGUCGAUAUCGACGAACGAUUAUUGCCGUUUGUGCAAGAUUAAUAUGAGAGAACGUGGAUCCGUGUUUAAACACUCAACCGAUAUCUUUCUGACAAAGAAAGCACCGAGCAAUGCUACCCUACUACCGAGCAUAUCCGAGAGAUUAGCGUCAUUAGGUGUGACUGUCGCCCCGGAGUUACUGCAAUCAAAUAGAUGUUGCCAGCGGUGUCAGUUGACUAUUGGCAGGCUCGAAAAAGAUUUGCCUUUAUUCAGGCAAUGGGAGAAGGACUUUAGAGACAGUGGCACGCCCACCACACUAGAACUAAACGACCUUACGCAGUCUUCGACCCCAAAGGAUUUGGAAAAGUCCUGCCCAAACCCACAGGGUUCAAGUGCCAACUAUGGCGGAGCACCAACAACCCAGGUUACGAUCAGAUAUCCAUCCCAGACACUGACCAGGGUGUGCGACCCCGAGAUAGAUCCUAUUGUCAAAUUCAUCGCGCUGAGGAGAUGGAAAGAGGCUUCCAGUCACAUCAUGAAACACCCACUUCUGCGAGAGGAAAUCCAACGGCAAGUUGUCCACUUGAUAGACAAAGAAAGUGAGAUGCUGAGCGCUCGAAAGAGUAACUUCAUGCUGUGGAACUGUGCACCGGCGGACAUCCAGCCGUUCUCCUUUGACCGCCUACGAGACGACCUCGCCAGGCUCGCCCCCUUUGUACUCUCCAUCUUCGACUGCAUCAGCAACGGAAAUAACUUUGCAGCUUGCACUGCUGCCGCCAUCGCCAUAAGAGGCAGAACGCCACAGCUGUCAGCCCUGUCUUAUUGGAUCAGCACCAUACUCUUGUCCGGCAGAACCAAAAAGUUUGUCUUCAAUCUGCUCAGCCAGUUGUCGAUCACCACUUCUCAUGGCAGAGCGAGUAAGAAGCGAAACGAGAUGAUUCUUGGCUGUGGCGGCGGGGCUGCGGAGUCUUCACAAUGUCACAGCUACUCGCAACAAACUAGAACUACAGCUGCAGAAACAGGACGGUUAGAAGUAUCCCAAAACCAGGAGGACCGUCAUCAUCCGUUAGUAUCCCAGUUUCCUGUGAUGAAGGACCUUAUCCUUUCCGUGAACAAAAUUAAGCAAACCAGAACAAAAGAGAAAAGGAACGAGCCCUCUCUCAAGUCAGACAGGAUUGGUCUGCAGGAGGAGGUGACUGUGCAAGUGUCCUGCAUGCUGAAGCUGUUUGACAGGUGCUUGCGGUGCAAUGCUGAAGCAUGCAGCCUGUUGACGCGGCGUGAGGGAGACGUCUUCUACGUGACACAGCAAUGCUGGACGUGCCACCACAUCAAGGACUGGACAAGCCACGCAAACAAGGCUGCCGGUCAAGGUCAAGAGGCAUCUGCAGACAAGGGAGCAGAGGAAGCGGAGAAGAGUGGUGGAGUUGAAGUGUUGGUCCAACCAGCGGAAGAUAUGGACACUGAGGAGGAGGACGGGGAUGAGGAGGAGGAAGAUGAUGAAGAUGAAGAGGAGGAGGAAGAUGAUGAAGAGGAGGAGGAAGAUGAUGAUGAUGAUGAGGAGGAGGAGAUUCAGGAGGUGCAGAUAGAAGAAGGAGAGCAAGACGAGGAAGAAGUAGAAGGAGAGGAAGAAGAGGAGAUAAAUGAAGAUGGCAAGAGAAAUGAAAAAGAGGGGGAAGAGGGGAUCAAAGAAAAAGAGGAAGAGGUGGAGGAGAGAAUUGUAGAAGAGGAGAGAAAUUAUCAGGAUAUGAAGGAAGAGGAGGAGGAGGACAGAGAAGAAAAGCCCAGAGGAAUGAAGAGGAAGAGGAGGGACGGCGAUGAAGACUCUGGUGAUCCAGCGGAAGGAGCCAGUGAAGGUUGAAAGUGGUCGGCCAUUUGAAUUGUUGUACCACAAGCCCAGCUGAGUUAGGCUGGGUGGCCUCGACUUGGCCCCGGUGCUGCUAUCAGGCCCGGAUUAAAGCACAGGCUAGAUAUGGCUGCAGCCUAGGGGGGCCCUAAUUGGCCAAAAGUGAAAUGUUGCAGAAUGAUGUGCCUUUCGAUUUACGCACACACUAGAUAUGGCUGCAGCCUAGGGAGGCCCUGAUUGGCCAAAAGUGAAAAAUUGCAGAAUUAUGACAAGAUGCCAUAUUGAGAAAAUGAUCUGUUGUGUUGAGUACAGUUGGUAGGCAUGCUAUUCUUAAUUCCUAGCCAGACAUGGCCACCACGUCUGUUCAUCCAAACUGACUUGAAAUAGACAAACAUCCUAAUGGACUGGAGGCUGGCUCAGCUAUGCGGAGCCUACAGAAGGCUACCAGGAUACAGCACUGACUAAAGUUCAUACACAUGGGCUUUAAAUAGACAUCCAAAUAGACUUUGACCAACAAGACGGCGACAGAAGAGAUAAGUCUACAACCGUGAUUCUCAAAGUGUGGUCCAGGACUACUCAAUAUUCCACUACUGUAUAUGUAAUUUGCUGUUUGCAAUAUGCCUUUGACCAGACUAGUCAAAUUUCUAACAUGUACAGAAUCAGUUAAAAGCCGAUAUUGAGACUGGUGUGUGCGUGCGUGCGUGCAUGCGUGCGUGCGUGUCAGACACCACGCCACCUACCUCAGAACCUUAAUGAUUCGUUUUCACACUCUUUUUUUACAUGUUCGUGUUCAGAGUAUUUUGCACAAUAAUGCUGUAUGCAAUACUGGUUAUUGAAAACCAUGGUUAUUAGAUGUUGCUGUAUGAAAUUAGACCUGUGUGCUAUGCCAAACAUUGAGGACACAGUAAAAGGUUCAUGAAGUGUG
This is a messenger RNA of Engraulis encrasicolus (European anchovy), 2785 nucleotides long. RefSeq lists its product as uncharacterized. Lineage: Eukaryota; Metazoa; Chordata; Actinopteri; Clupeiformes; Engraulidae. The transcript has 7 exons. The record is from RefSeq and is a predicted model, not a curated record. Bases 37 to 1875 code for a protein of 612 amino acids.